UUGAAAAAUGGCACCAGCUCAAAACCCAAUCAGUUCGAAACACGUAGCGGUGAUCGGAGCCGGAGCAUCCGGUUUAAUAGCGGCCAGAGAGCUCCAUCGUGAAGGUCACACCGUCGUCGUUUUUGAGCGGGAGAAACAAGUGGGAGGUCUCUGGAUUUACUCACCUAAAUCUGAAUCCGACCCGCUUGGUCUCGACCCGACAAGACCUAUAGUUCACUCGAGUGUCUACGAGUCUCUCCGAACCAACCUCCCGAGAGAGUGUAUGGGUUUCAGGGAUUUUCCGUUCGUGCCAUGUGUUGAUGACUUUUCAAGAGACUCGAGAAGGUAUCCGAGCCACAGGGAAGUUCUUGCGUACCUUCAAGACUUUGCUAGAGAGUUUAAAAUAGAGGAGAUGGUCCGGUUCGAGACCGAGGUGGUUCGGGUUGAGACGGUUGAUGGAAAAUGGAGGGUCCGGUCCAAAAACUCCGAUGAUCUCUCCAAAGAUGAGAUCUUUGACGCAGUCGUUGUUUGCAGUGGGCAUUAUACCGAACCUUACGUUGCUCAUAUUCCUGGGAUAAAAUCAUGGCCAGGAAAGCAGAUCCAUAGCCACAACUACAGAGUUCCGGGUCCAUUCAAAAAUGAGGUGGUGGUGGUCAUCGGAAAUUUUGCGAGCGGUGCCGAUAUCAGUAGAGACGUAGCUAAGGUCGCCAAAGAAGUACACAUUGCGUCUAGAGGGAGUGAAGCCAGUACGUAUGAGAAGCUUUCCGUGCCCACCAAUAAUCUAUGGAUUCAUUCUGAGAUAGAGACUGCAUGUGAUGAUGGUUCAAUUUUUUUCAAAAAUGGGAAGGCGGUUCAUGCAGAUACCGUUGUGUAUUGUACCGGGUACAAGUAUAAGUUCCCAUUUCUUGAAACCAAUGGCUAUAUGAGCAUUGAUGAUAACCGCGUUGAACCUUUGUACAAACAUGUCUUUCCACCGGCGCUUGCCCCAGGGCUUUCUUUUGUUGGUUUACCAGGGAUGGGCAUACAAUUCGUCAUGUUUGAAAUCCAAAGCAAAUGGGUAGCUGCAAUUUUGUCUGGACGAGUUACACUUCCUGCACCAGAAAAGAUGAUGGAAGAUCUUAUUGCAUCGUAUGCCAUGCUUGAAGCGUUAGGUAUUCCCAAGAGACAUACACAUAAAUUGGGUAAAAUUCAGUCUAAGUACCUUGACUGGGUCGCAGAAGAAUGUGGUUGCCAGCUUGUUGAGCCUUGGAGAACUCAACAAGUUGACCGUGGUUACGGGAGACUUGUCUCUAACCCUGAAAAUUACCGCGAUGAAUGGGACGACGAUGAUCUCAUAAAAGAAGCGUACGAGGAUUUUGCUAGUAAGAAGUUGAUUAGCUUUCUUCCUUCUUACUUCCCCGAAUCAGGAAGAUGAUAUCCCAUAAUGGUGCCUACUUGUUUUUUUUUUUUUUUGCUAAAAUUUGGAAAAAUGUUGGUUUUAGUAAAGCAAAAUGUAAGGGUUGCUUGUUAUACAAUGGCUACUACUUUUCAAAUUGUCAUAGGUUUUAUCUAAGAAAAAUCAGGAUGGAGAUUUAAGCUUUCAUGGCAUAACUUAUUUCAAUUAAACAUUGCUAUGCAAGCACGCAUGGAUGAUUUGUACCAACCGCAAUCACUGCUUCCAAAGUUCACAACAUGUGGGAGGCAGAACGGAUCCAUUAUUUGUUGAUGCAUAUUACAUACGUAAAUGAAAACUUUAGCAAAGUGUUACAAGACAGCAACAUAUGGAGAUUAACUAAAAUUAGAUCUACGCGAACGUAUAUACAUGGCCGUAAUCUCGCUAAUAAUCUAAAACUAGAUAUGUUACAAGAAAAAAAGAUCUAAAACUAGAUGAUAAUUCCUACCAUGUGCGGGACAAAAUUUAAUUAAAAAUGUUUAGAUGAUGUAAAUAAUGAGUACAUACAUAUCUAUAUAUAUAAAGAAUAGUUUUCUCUAUCCUGGGUCCUCCACGUCGAAUUACACGUCACUCCUGACGUUAUGACACGUGUCCUCUGUAGCCAUACUCACCGUUUCAUUAACCUUAUAUUGGGCUAUGUGUUUCUCAUAAUUUAGUGGGCUUUACUCAGUGAUUCAGCCCAAAACAAUGAAAAACCAGCCGCAGGACUUUUAGGGUUUCGACGUCUUCUUCUACUAUGAAACGAACAGUUUUCUUCUUCGAUCUCUCUGAUAUAUCUAUGGAGUUUCAUUUUCUUCAAUCCGCGUCAAUCAUGGCUGUAUGAAUCUUCGAUCUGGCGUUCUGUCUGUUAAUCAUGGCUCUAUGAAUCUUCGAUCUGGCGUUCUGUCUUUUCUUUAUAUAAAUGAAACUUUCCUUCUAAUUGAUUCAUCCUCUUUAUCGUGCUCUUAACUCCAUCAACCCUCUACGAGCACGAUCUGUUAUUGAAUGCACCUUAUUCCUGUGUAAGGCGGUGUCUUCUAAUCCUAUAAAAGAUCUGAAGUUCGGUUGAUGCUUAUCCACGGUUCAAGCACGGUUGCUCCGGUUCUGUUAGGCCAGAAAAGUCAAAAAGCUGUGGGGAGAUGAGGCGUGGAUAUACUCUUUACUGGAUUCUAAGUCUACUGCUUUACACGCUAACUUCCACAGUGCCUAACUAAGUUAGAGAACAGAACCUUCACUUUCCAGCUGAAGCUCACUGAGUUCAACUUCACUUCAAAGCAUCAGUCAUUCACCAUCUCCCACAUAUUUGAAAAGCAUCAGCGUCCACCACUACCAAGCUUCGCUGAACAAAGAAGUAACAAUCAACCUGGUGAAGACAUGCCACGAGCUGGAGCAGUGUCAAGUAAGCGAUCUGGUGAGAUUACCGGUGAAGCCUCUAAAAACACUGGUGUGAGUGAUCGUCUUGGGAUUGUUGAAGGAGGUGAUGCUGAUCCACCUAUCCAAUCUGAUGAAGCUGUUUUUGUUGACUCCACCACUACCAAUGAACCACCCACGGAUGAUGUGCGUGAAGGGAAAAAGCCACGCAGAGCUUAGCUUCAUAACUUCAGCAUGAGUUGAUGUUUCAGUCGUCAUCCUCGCCUCUUAUCUUUUCUCCGUCUUUUUCCUGGUUUUAGUAUUUUAGUACUCAGAGUUACUUCUCAGAUGAAACCUAUUUUAUGUUUUGUUUUAGAUCCUACGUAUUAGUUUUCCUUACCAUCUUGGUCAUAAAAUUGGUUUUUAUCUUUAUAAAAAAAAACUCUUUCUAGAA
Molecule: messenger RNA, 3194 nt
Organism: Brassica napus (rape)
Lineage: Eukaryota; Viridiplantae; Streptophyta; Magnoliopsida; Brassicales; Brassicaceae
Product: flavin-containing monooxygenase FMO GS-OX2-like
Exons: 10
Coding region: 8-1393 (461 amino acids)
Molecular function (GO): N,N-dimethylaniline monooxygenase activity; NADP binding; flavin adenine dinucleotide binding
Source: RefSeq, a predicted model, not a curated record